AUGCUUAUCGUUAAAGGAGGCCCACCUUAAAAAAUAGGAAAAACUCAAUCUGUUCACAAUGUUCCUGUAGAUUCUAAUUUAAUUGUAAUUAAUCAGAAUUCUUUAAAUUUAGAAACUAAAUCCAAUUCUCACUCUUAAAACUGAAGGUUGUUUUGAUAUAACUUUGAAUCAAAUUUAUAAUAGUGUUGGUGAUUCAGAAUAUGUUUCUGGAAGAAUAUUUAAGCAAUUAAUAUUGUUUAUGGAUACAAAAUUUAGCGAGUUAACUGAAAAAAUAGACAACUUUGACAAUUUAUCUGACAUCAAUACACAUUUAUUAAGAAUCUAGUCUUCAUAAGUGAGUCCAAUUAUGAAAUAGAAAUUUGAUGAUAGUCCUAAUGAUAUAGUUAGGAAUAAAAGUUCUGGAUCAUUGUUACAACAUGAUAAUACUAGCAUAAGUGAUAAAGGUAAAAAUUCUCCAGGUAAAAAGAAUUUUCAAAAAAAUUGUUUAUCCUAAUCUAGCGCAAUGGAUUUAAAUAGGUUAAACUAUUUAGAAAGAAAAAUUAAAUAAACCGAAGAAAAACAAACUAAGUUUGAGCAGGAAUAGAUAGAUAAGUUUUCAGGUUUCUAAAACAAAAUAGAAAAAAUGAUUAGAUCAAUUUAAGACAAAUAAUAAGCAUUAUAAUUUUCUGAUUUAUAUAGAGACAUUUAAGAUUUUUCUGUCAACUAAAAAUAAAUUAUUUCCUUCAUCUCUUCCUCUUAAAAUGAAAUGAUGUAAAUAUUAUAAAAUUAACAUUUGAUAGCGACUUUAACAAAAAAUUGCUUUCAAUAUCAAAGGAAUUUUAAGAGCAGAUUAAUCAAAUAAAAACAGCUUUAGAAUAAAGUAACACAGCUUAUUCAACAAAUAAUGAGAAGAUUGAAACUAUGUAAACAAGUAUUCAAUAAAUCGAUUAAGAUUUGCUAAUAAUGUUAAAAUGUUAUAAGGAUAUUUUGAAUGAUAUAUUUAGAAUUGAAAUUUUGGAAUAACAACAAAAAAGAAUUUUAAAUAUCCUUAAUAAUUAUCCAUGA
Paramecium sonneborni is the source of this 1044-nucleotide messenger RNA. NCBI's taxonomy places the organism in Eukaryota, Ciliophora, Oligohymenophorea, Peniculida, Parameciidae. The record is from the annotation of a GenBank genome assembly.